Syzygium oleosum is the source of this 1512-nucleotide messenger RNA. Its product is annotated as probable aspartic proteinase GIP2. The record is from RefSeq and is a predicted model, not a curated record. Gene Ontology annotation, molecular function: aspartic-type endopeptidase activity. The transcript is spliced from 3 exons. Bases 1 to 1506 code for a protein of 501 amino acids. Gene Ontology annotation, biological process: proteolysis. Lineage: Eukaryota; Viridiplantae; Streptophyta; Magnoliopsida; Myrtales; Myrtaceae.
AUGCCGCCACCUCCUUUCAUUCCCGUCUUCCUCUUCUGCUUCAUCUUAGCCUCCUCUCUCUCCUCGGCCACGGCCACAGCCAAACCCACUCCGCUCCUUUUCCCCAUCAAGAAAGAUGCCUCCACCAACCAGUGCUACACCACCCUCCAACUCGGGACUCCCCCCACCGCCAUGAAUGAUGUUGAGAUUGACUGUCGAGAGCCCACCUCUCCAACCAUUGCAUCACCUCCUUUCAUUCCCCUCUUCCUCUUCGGCUUCAUCUUAGCCUUUGCCACGGCCACAGCCAUACCCGCUCCGCUCGUAUUCCCCGUCAAGAAAGAUAACUCCACCAACCGUUACUACGUCACCCUCCAGCUGGGGACUCCCCCCACCGCCAUGAACGCGGUCCUCGACCUCAGGGGCCAGUUCACGUGGCUCAACUGCAGUGGCUACAAGUCCUCAUCCUUUCGCCACGUCCCUUGCAACUCCUCUAGGUGCGACGUCCCUGGCGGCGGUGGCUGCAUCAACUGCUCCUACGGCCCCAGCGGUACCACCUGCACCAACAGCACGUGUGGCGUCAUCUUGGCGACACCAUCCUCGGACCUGAUGACGUCCACCGGACUUGGCGAGGACGUCCUGGUCUUGCAAUACCCGAAGGGGAUCAAGCACCCGUCCAGGAGCAAAUUUCAACAAUUUCCUUUCACUUGCGCGGAAUCGUUCUGGGCGGAGAACCUGCCGGAAUCAGCCCAAGGCAUGGUUGCGCUCGCAAGAUACCUGAGCUCGCUCGCCGCCAGGCUCCCUUCGCAACUCAACCUCGCCCGCAUAUUCGCUCUCUGCCUCCCUUCCUCCUCCUCCUCCUCCUCCAUAUCCGGCCACGGUGACCUCUACGUCGGUGGCCGCCCGUACACGCGGCCUUCGAUCAAGCAAGACCUCGCGAAGUUGCUCCACCGCACUCAGCUCCUCAUCAGUCCAGGGAGCAUCGCCCCUGUCUCCAGCGAAGGCGAUGGGUACACCAUCAAUGUAACCGCCAUCAAAGUCAACUUCGCUCAGGUCACCUUCAACUCUUCGGUCCUCCAGAUAGACAAGGACGGCUUCGGGGGGGCCACGAUCAACCCUCUCAAUCCGUACAUGCUCCUCCACUCGGAGAUCUUCACGCCUCUGGUGAAGGAAUUCACCAAGGAGGCGAAGGACAGGAAGAUCAAGAAGGCGACGCCGGUCGCACCAUUCGGGGUUUGCUUCAACGCGAAGACAGUGAAGAGCGGGUUGGCCGGUCCGGACAUGCCAACGAUCGUGCUGGUGCUCCGGGGCGCUGUGCAAUGGAGGAUAGAAGGGGCGAAUUCGAUGGUGAGGGUGAACAAGGACGUGAUGUGCCUGGGGUUCUUGGAUGGAGGAUCGUACGGGAUGGGCGCGAUGGUGAUCGGAGGUCAUCAGAUAGAAGAUAAUCUGGUGGAGUUCGAUGUAGGGUUGUCCACGUUUGGAUUCGGCAACUCGCUUCUCCUACAGAACUCCAGUUGCUCCCAUUUUUGAGCAGUU